AGUAUGGCAAGUGUCAUGUUUACUAAAGCUACGUUUCACAACAGCAAAGCAGAUUUUGUUGCAAGCUAUUUAUCUUAGUGCUCAAAACAUUUUAUCGAAGUUAAACUGCUGCUGGUUGAUGACAGUUUGAGAUGGGAGGACGACCUCUGUGAGCCUGUAGGUUCAACCCAGGAGUCAUGGAAAGGUCUACAGCUUCUGAUAUGGCCUCUGAAAAACCAAACCCUUCUCACCACAGUACAGGGGCUGUUCAAAUGAGGAUCAAAAGUGCCAACAGUCACCAUGAUAGACUGAGCCAAAGCAAAUCUAUGAUUCUUUCUGAGAACGUAAAGGUUGCUGAACCUGUAAAUCGUCAUAGAAGAAAUCAUUCCCAACAUAACUUAACACUUGCAGACAUCAUUAGUACACAGGACCACACGGUAGUGGAGAAAGAAGGAUAUCUUCUGAAAGCUAAAAUAGCAGAUGGUGGCAAGAAAUUAAGGAAAAACUGGUCCACGUCUUGGAUUGUUCUUACUGCUCGGAAAAUGGAAUUCUACAAAGAAUCCAAACAGCCCGCGCUGGCCAAUCUGAAACCAGGAUAUAAACCUGAGUGUGUGGAUUUGUGCGGUGCUCGCAUUGAGUGGACCACAGAGAAAUCCAGCAGAAAGAAUGUCUUUCAGAUCACCACGCUCUCGGGAAACGAGUUCCUUCUGCAGUCGGAUAUCGACUUCCUCAUAUUGGAUUGGUUCCACGCUAUCAAAAAUGCAAUUGACAGAUUGCCCAAAGAACAGAGUUGUACAUCGAGGAAUUUGGAAUUCAAACUCAAAAGAUCCUCCAGCAUCGAAUUACUGAAUAGCUUAGAUACCGAAUCCAAAGAACCAAAGGCUGAACACAGAAAAUCUUUAAUUUUCAGACUGAACUACAGUGCCUCUGACACAAAUGACAGAAAUCGAGUUAAAAGCAGAUUAAAGAAGUUUAUCUCUCGAAGACCCUCCUUGAAAACAUUGCAAGAAAAGGGACUUAUUAAAGAUCAAAUUUUUGGCUCCCAUUUGCACUUGGUCUGUGAGCACGAAAAUUCCACAGUCCCCCAAUUUGUAAGACUUUGUAUAGAAGCUGUUGAAAGAAGAGGUCUAGAUGUUGAUGGAAUAUACAGAGUUAGCGGCAAUCUGGCAACAAUACAGAAGUUACGAUUUGUUGUCAAUCAGGAAGAGAAGCUGAAUUUGGACGACAGCCAGUGGGAGGACAUCCACGUUGUCACCGGAGCACUCAAGAUGUUUUUCAGAGAGCUGCCUGAGCCGCUGUUCCCAUACUGCUUCUUUGAACAGUUUGUGGAGGCGAUAAAAAUCCCGGACAACGCCAUUCGCAUUAAAUCCAUAAAGAGACUCGUAAAAAAGCUCCCUAGACCAAACUACGAGACAAUGAAAAUCCUCUUUGAACAUCUAAAGAAGAUAGCAGCCAAGGAAUCCGUGAAUCUUAUGUCAACACAAAGCUUAGGAAUUGUGUUUGGACCAACACUCCUUAGACCUGAAAAGGAGACAGGGAACAUGGCAGUCCACAUGCUGUACCAAAAUCAGAUAGUUGAACUUAUGUUGAGCGAGUACAGCAAGAUCUUCGGCUCUGAGGAAGACUGACAGACAGGGCCUGUUAUUGAAAACGUUCACAUCUGUCUUGAUGUCUAAUAUUUUUACAUUUCUGUAAACAUAUUUCUGAAAUAUUUCUUUUUCUUUCAAGUGACAGAUGCCUCAUUUUGUGAAAACUUAAUGAUGAUUUUGUGUUUAAUUUUCAAACAUUGGAAUAAAAAAUAUUGUCAACAUUUGCCUAUAUGUAUUCUGCAUUAACCCUUUGAGAGUUUCAUUAUGCUAACACUCCAAGUGUCAUUUUUUUUCAAGCUGAGCAUACAGCAUAUGGCCAAAGACCAUAGGAAAUGCUGUUCACCAACAUAUGCAAUGGCACAGAAAGACAAAUUGUAAUUGAGGAUAUUUGUGGAAAAUGGAUUAAAAUAUAUAAUAAAAGCUAUGAAUUAAAACAGAGAUAUUACAUCGUUUGUAGUUAAUCUGUGUAAAAGUUACCUGUUCUCUUUGUUAUAUAUUGAAAGUUAAAGACAAGAUGAAUAACCAAUUCUCCCAUCCUAAGAGUUCAAAAAAAAUUACAUUUAAUACUUCUAAAGUUUUUUUUUUUUUUUAAGUCUAACUAUUUGCAGAAUAGUGCCUAAAAAUUAAAAACAAAACUGGAACUUUGGCAUUUUUACUUGAAUGCAGUGCAUGACAUGAAGACAUUGCAUGACUGCUCAUUUUAAUGUAACAUCCAUUUUGAUUCUUCAUCACACUGUACAUCUGCCCGCUUUCCCCAGCUAUCUCAUGUUCUGUAGCAUUUGUAUUGUGCUCCUGAGGAUGCUUUAUUGGUGAACUACAUUAAAUUCAUCUAGAAAGAACUUUAAAAAAAGCCUUUUCAUAUGCCCUUAGGAUUACUUGGCUAGACUUGAAUCAAUUUAUGCAUUUGAUGGUUAGUUUCAGUUGUCAUGGAUAAACAAAAGGGUAACUGUCUAGAAUAUAUCAAAUAUUGUUUCAUUUUGAAAUGUAUGUUUCCAGCUAUACACAUCUCCUACCCUGUUUUGUAAAAGUAUUCUGCUGAUAAAAUGUAGACUUAUGUUUGACAGCUUUUUAAUCAAGUUCAAAGAGAAUAAAUAAAACUAAUCCAGUGUGGUAAA
This is a messenger RNA of Dromaius novaehollandiae (emu), 2683 nucleotides long. It is a transcript of the gene ARHGAP15, whose product is annotated as Rho GTPase activating protein 15. The record is from RefSeq and is a predicted model, not a curated record. Gene Ontology annotation, biological process: signal transduction; regulation of GTPase activity. Bases 177 to 1607 code for a protein of 476 amino acids. Gene Ontology annotation, cellular component: cytoplasm. NCBI's taxonomy places the organism in Eukaryota, Metazoa, Chordata, Aves, Casuariiformes, Dromaiidae. The transcript is spliced from 15 exons.